UUCAAGCCAUUCUACCUUAGUCAUUAAGCCAAGCAUCGACGACAACGAUACCGAAAGCGCAAGACUCAGAAGAAAGAAUUAAGCAGAUUCAGAGUCACAGAGAGAGAGAGAGAGAGAGAGAGAGAGAGAAAUGGCGUUGCAGUGGAUGAUACUGACGUACGUGGUUGCAGCAGAGGCCGCCAUAGCUCUUCUGUUAACCCUGCCUUCACCCAAGCUCAUCAAGGAUCGUCUCGUCUCUUUGAUUUCGCUUAUUCUGCAACCUGCGCUCUUCAUCGUCCCCUUUGCCGGCUUCCAGCUCCUGGAUAUCUACUGGAAGAACGAGCAUCGCUUGAUGUGCACGUCUGACAUCUGCACUGCUACUGAGAGAGAUCGCUAUGAGAAAUCCAUCUACAAAGCUCAAAGGAAUGUCAUUCUCUGUGCUGCAUCAAUCCUCCUCUAUUGGUGUGUGUACCGCAUUUGUAAGUAUCACAAGGAGAUUCAGAGCUUGGAGGAAGUGGAGAAGAGGUACAAGGAGCAGUAGCUUUCUUAUCCAUGUCCAGUCCUAUUAAAUUAGUUGGAGAUGACUGAGUUUAUAUCGUUUGACACACUAUGUAGAACUGAAAUUGCCAACAAUCAUUGCUCUCGUGAUAUGAACCUCAUGUAUGUCCAAUUGCCGCCAUCUGUGUGCUUGUGGCAUGUUCUUUUUGUAGCUCUAAGCUUCUCUUUGUUUUCAGUUGAUGGUAAGACAUGACUCCUCUUUUGUUC
Corylus avellana is the source of this 744-nucleotide messenger RNA. RefSeq names its product B-cell receptor-associated-like protein. Lineage: Eukaryota; Viridiplantae; Streptophyta; Magnoliopsida; Fagales; Betulaceae. Gene Ontology annotation, cellular component: endoplasmic reticulum membrane; endoplasmic reticulum. Gene Ontology annotation, biological process: intracellular protein transport; endoplasmic reticulum to Golgi vesicle-mediated transport. The record is from RefSeq and is a predicted model, not a curated record.